Molecule: messenger RNA, 15091 nt
Organism: Pristis pectinata (smalltooth sawfish)
Lineage: Eukaryota; Metazoa; Chordata; Chondrichthyes; Rhinopristiformes; Pristidae
Product: dynein axonemal heavy chain 5-like
Biological process (GO): microtubule-based movement
Cellular component (GO): dynein complex
Molecular function (GO): dynein light intermediate chain binding; minus-end-directed microtubule motor activity; ATP hydrolysis activity
Source: RefSeq, a predicted model, not a curated record
AUGUGGCAAGGGACGCUGUCACUGCCUCUGCAGGCCUCGCCGGUGCCCGGGCUGCGGGGACACGGCGCACGGGUUUGCGGGUCUGCUGCUCCCCACAGCUGGGCGGAGACGGACAGAGAGGGCAGGGCAGGGACCCCAGGAUCCCCGCACCUACCUGACACCGCCGCCUUCCUCGCACUCGCUCGGCUCGGGGGAUUGACAGCUGCGUGUCCGAGGCCUACACCGACGCUGCGGCUGGCGCCGGCUCGGCCGCUGGAGGGUGCUGCCCGCCCGCGGUCGCUUCACUCGCUCCAGGGCGGCGGCGGGGGCGCGCACUCCCAAACCACCGUGUCUUCCAUUUCCUGCCUACCUGAUGGCAACAAAGGAGAAGCAGGUAACCAACUGGGAGUUGGAAAACUGGAGGAAUUGGUAAAGGUGGGGAAAUGGGAGGAGGAGGGAGAUCAGGUAGCAGCAGGAAAAAUUGUUGAUAGGAAUGAGGAAGACUGGGAAAAGUUCAGGGGAAAUGAAAAUCAGCUGCGGUUGGACCCCAGACAUGAAUAUAUUUUUGAUGUGGUGUCAACCUGUGUCCCUCUGGAGAGGUCUGACAUUGAAGAUGCUAUACUGGAAGGAUCGCAACUGGAACAGAUUGAUAAUUUUUUCAUUGUUGAUGGCAGACAAAGCCUUCUGUUCUUCUACCAAGAAGUGGAUCAUCCAGAACCAGUUGGUCUUGAGCCAAGUGGACCCAUGCCAGGAUUUGCAAGUUGCAAAGUGAAGAAGCUGUUUCUUACUGAUGGGAAACAUGCUGGUUUGACUGGAAUUUGUAUUGCUUUCCUUCGAGCAAAUGCCAGCAGAGCCAUCACAUAUGAAAACAUAUACAGGGAAGUAAGUUUCAAUGUUUUGGAUGCUGAAAGGCUUGGGCUCUUGAAGUCGGUCGAACAUCUGUUAGGUGAUGCAUUCAUACCUAUGCUGAAAAACAUGAACCAAGGAUGGGGACUGCUGAGCAAGCCUGAAUCUAUGACAGUUAGACAGGGAUUUCUCAAUUCCCUGGAUGGUUUUGUCAGUGCCCUCUCCACAGCACAACACAAUCUAGCCAAGGAGGUUCGAUUAGAACAAUGUGUUUCAGAAGAGCUGAAAUUGAAAUGGCCAUCAGAUUUUGGGCUGACGCCUCCUGAAACGUUGAAGCAAGCUGAAAAAAGUCUGAAAAUUUGGAUCAAGCAAAUUGAACAGGUACUUACUGAGAGUGAGCAGGUGAGGAAGGAAGCUGAUGAUGUUGGACCACGGGCAGAGCUGGAACACUGGAAGCACUGCCUGACCAGGUUCAAUUGCCUGACUCGGGAGAUCCGGCGAGCAGAUGUUAAAAUCGUUCUUGGCAUCAUCACAGCUGCUAAGUCAAAGCUGUUGAAGGCAUGGAAGGAACUGGAUAAACGAAUUACAAACGUAUCUAAUGAAGCCAAAGAUAAUGUGAAAUAUCUCUACACGCUGGAGCGAUUUUGUGACCCUCUUUACAACAACGACCCUAUUGAAAUGCUGGAUGCCCUUCCAGGACUCCUGAAUGCUAUUAGGAUGAUACAUGCAAUUUCCAUGUAUUACAAUACAUCUGAAAAGAUGACUUCACUGUUUACCAAGAUCACAAACCAAAUGAUAACUGCAUGUAAGGCAUAUAUUACCAAUGAAGGAACUGUUACAAUAUGGGAUUUAUCUCCAAGCACAAUAGUUAGCAAGUUGAUGGCCUGUAUUAGGCUUAAUCAGGAAUAUCAGUCCUGCUAUGGUGCUACCAAGCAAAAGAUGAAGGAGAACCAGAAGGAAAAAACCUUUGAAUUUAGUGAAAUCUGCAUUUUUGGAAAGUUUGACACAUUUGAGAGACGGCUUAGGAAGAUUAUUAAGAUGCUUGAGACUAUUAAAGUAUAUUCCAGCCUGGAGGAAUCCACUAUUGAGGGGAUUGAACAGAUAGCAAGCAAAUUCCAGGUUAUUGUAUCUGGAAUGAAAAAGCAAGAUUACAAUCUGCUUGACCAGAAAAAGACUACCUUUGAUGUGGAUUAUGAGAAUUUCACUACACAGAUCAAUGACUUGCAGGCUGAAAUCACACAGUUUAUGGACAUCACUUUUGACAGCAUCUCGAGCACUCCAAGGGCCUUGUCACUGUUAGAGAAGUUUGAAAAGCUUGGAAUACCAGAACUGAGAACAGACAAACAAUUUCAGAAAAUUCUCCAUAGUUACAGUAAAGAUAUCAACCACGUGUCCCAAAUUUACACAAAGGAAAACACUGACCCUCCGAUUCCACGCAAUUUUCCUCCAGUAGCUGGGAAAAUCAUAUGGGCUCGACAGCUCUUCAGACAUAUUCAAGAGCCCAUGUUGUUGUUUGAGAAGAGGCCUGGCAUCCUGCAGAACGAAGAUGCAAAAAGGAUCAUUCGCAGCUACAACAGAAUUGCCAGGGUUUUGUUGGAAUAUGAAGUGCUUUAUCACAGAGCCUGGAUACAACAGAUUGAAACUGUCCAGUUUGGUCUUCAAGCGUCUUUACUGGUUAAGCAUCCUGACACUGGAGAGAUGUUUGUGAACUUUGACCCUCAUCUUUCAGUUCUGAUGAGAGAGGCAGAAUGCAUGGUUCGAAUGGGUUUGGAGAUCCCUAAUAAUGCUAAAGCACUUCUACAAAAACAGGCUAUGCUGAAAAAGAUGUACAAUAAGCUGCAGCUAUUACUAGAAGAAAACUCCGGAGUACGUGGAAGAAUUAAGCCAGUUUAUGAAACCCUCAUUGCACCACAUGUGCAUGAGAUUGAUGAAGCUUUUCAGCCAGGUCUUGUGACACUAAACUGGACAUCAUUAAACAAUGACCAUUUUGUAGAUAAGGUGUAUGCAAAAUUAGGAGAAAUCGAUUUGCUGAUACACAGAAUAAAUGAACUUGUGGAAUAUCGUAUAGAGCGGAUCCUGUGGGAUAUGAGUACCGUAUCUUGUGAAUUUCCCGAGGAACAACCGUGGACGUGUGAGGAGUUUUUAAGACACACACAGGUGCUGCAUAAUAUUAUUAUCCAGGGUCUUAUUGAACAAAGCCCAGAGGUGAAACUGAUAUCUGCACCAAAGGGAGCUCAGUCAUUGCAAUGUAAGAGUAUGCUGGUGGAAGCAGCAACCAAUGAACUCAUUAAUAUGCUAUAUGAUGUGGAUUCCGAUGAUGAAAAUGACAUAGAAAGGAAGGAGACAGGAGAAUUUUACUAUGAUUUUAAUUUUCCCAUUUAUGAUAACCAAACCAAAGAAACAAAAACAUCUCUGCAGUCCAGAGUAGUCUUUUGCCCAGAUGCUCGUUCAACCUCGGCAGCAAAGAUUCUACAAGACCCCAAUUUUCUGAAGCAAGAGGCAAAAGAAUUACUCACUCACUUCAGCUAUCGUAACCUGGAAGCUCUCAUUAAGGUUAUCCGCAAUGCCCUGGAGAUGCUGAGAAAAUGCAUGCAGACUUCAUCCGUGGUCCAUUAUCAGGAUGUUGAUGCUGGCUUUCAGAAGCAAGUCUUCAGAUCAGUUCUCCAUGCUGACAUUUGUCUUGUCAUUCCUAAUAUUGAGCUGCAUCCCAGCCUGGAAGAAACCCAGAGUACUUUGAAUAAAGCUUGUGACUGCAUUAUCAAUGUUUCCAAGGGGUUGUCUGUGUGGGGAAAGAAAAGGAUGACAAGGAAAAAAAUGAAUGCUCAGAGAAUGGCUGAACUACGGAGAGGUGAUACACAGAGUGACCCUUUCAUUAAUGCUGUUGUAGAUCCUGCUGAAGCCGAUCGAUCAGGUGCAGAUACUGUUGCUGUCUACACCCAGACUAAUAAUUACUACAAAAUAAUUUCAGAAAAUAAAGAGAUAAUUAAGCUAGUUUCUCUUAUUUCAUCAUCCAUCAUCUCAUUUAGAAAGGACCUACAAGAAGUUUUGGAGAAAUUGAGCAGCUAUAGUUGUAUCUGGAAGAACGAUCGUGAAACAACUCUCAAAGAGUUUAUGAAAGAAAACCCUUCACUUUCUGAACUUGAGUUCCAAAUCAAGUUUUAUCGCAAUCUGCAGGUCCAAAUUCAAGCUGAACCCAGAGUUAUUUGUAUGGGUCCUUUUGCACUGUAUGCAGAUGACUUGAAGGUAGCCUUGAUGGAAGAAUGCAGAGCCUGGAUGACUGGGUUUUCUCAAAACUGCAAUAAAAAAUAUAGAACAAACCUGGAAAAUAUCUUGAUCUUCAUAGAAGAGACUUCGAAGAAAUUAAAUUGCCCAGUCAAUGAUCUGGAUGACAUUAGAAUAAUUGUGAGUUCUUUGAAAGAGAUGCGAGAAAAACAGAUUGAGAUUGAUUUACAAAUUGGACCCAUUGAGGAAUUCUUUGCCAUGCUGAAUAAAUAUGAGAUGCAAGUUGUUAAGGAGGAUUCUGACAGAGUGGAUACAUUGCGUUACACUUGGGAAAAGCUUCUCGUGCAUGGAACAGAAGUACAAAAUCAUCUCCUUUCUUUACAACCUUCAUUCCGUGCUGAACUGAUCAUCAAUGUUAAAACAUUUUUAGGAGAUUGUAAUACCUUUUUCCAAGACUAUGAAAAGGGAGGACCCAUGCAGCUUGGCUUGUCUCCUCAAGAAGCUAAUGACCAAUUGGUUAUUUAUCAGAAUCGUUUUGACAACCUCUAUCGCAAAUUUAUCACUUACACUGCUGGUGAGGAGCUCUUUGGGCUGCCGGUUACACAGUGCCCUCAGCUGUUAGAGGUAAAAAAAGAGCUGAACCUUUUACAGAAACUUUAUGGCCUCUACAAUAAUGUGAUCAACACAGUGAACAGCUACUUCGACAUCCUCUGGGCUGAGGUGAAUAUAGAAAAGAUAAAUAAUGAACUUCUGGAUUUUCAAAACAGAUGCCGCAAAUUGCCUCGAGGUUUGAAAGAAUGGCCAGCCUACCUUGAUUUAAAGCAGACCAUUGAUGACUUCAACGAAAGCUGUCCCCUGUUAGAGAUGAUGUCCAAUAAGGCUAUGAUGCCUCGUCACUGGCACCGCAUUGCCCAAGUCAUGAACCAAGACUUCGAUGUUGACGGUGAAACAUUUAAAUUGUCCAACAUAAUGGAAGCCCCACUUUUAAAGUACAAAGAAGAAAUUGAGGAUAUUUGCAUCAGUGCUGUGAAAGAAAAAGACAUUGAACAGAAGCUGAAGCAGGUCGUUGCAGAGUGGGAUAAUCAGUACUUCACAUUUGCCAACUUCAAAUCACGUGGUGAGCUGCUUUUGCGAGGUGACAACACCUCUGAGAUCAUCUCUUUUGCGGAAGAUAGUUUAAUGGUUCUUGGUUCCCUCCUGAAUAACAGGUACAAUGUUCCAUUUAAAGCACUUAUUCAAAAGUGGGUGCACAACUUGUCCACCACAACAGACAUCAUUGAGAGCUGGUUGACUGUACAAAACCUAUGGAUAUAUCUGGAAGCAGUGUUUGUGGGUGGAGACAUUGCCAAGCAGCUACCAAAGGAAGCAAAGAGAUUUUCCAAUAUUGACAAGUCAUGGAUGAAGAUAAUGAGCCGUGCCCAUGAAAUUCCUAAUGUGGUUCAGUGUUGCAUGGGAGAUGAAGCUAUGAUUCGGCUGCUUCCUCAUCUUCUGGAGCAACUUGAAAUAUGUCAGAAAUCAUUAACUGGUUACCUGGAAAAGAAGCGGCUGAUGUUUCCAAGAUUCUUCUUUGUAUCUGAUCCCAGUCUGCUCGAGAUCCUGGGCCAAGCAUCUGAUUCUCAUACCAUACAAGCUCAUUUGCUUAAUGUAUUUGACAAUAUUAAAUCAGUCCUGUUUCACGAGAAGAUCUAUGAUCGCAUUUUGGCUAUAAUCUCCAGAGAAGGAGACACUAUUGAAUUGGAUAAGCCAGUUGUUGCAGAAGGAAAUGUUGAAGUUUGGCUGAAUUCUCUUCUUAUGGAGUCUCAGAGUUCUCUGCACAGCAUUAUUCGGACUGCUGCCUAUAUAAUACAAGAGGAACACUUUAACCUUAUUGAUUUCCUGAAUGCUUUCUGUGCUCAGGUUGGCCUUCUUGGCAUUCAGAUGAUUUGGACUAGAGAUGCACAAGAUGCCUUAAGGCUUGCAAAAUCUGACCGUAAAAUCAUGCAGACAACAAACCACUACUUUCUGGAAAUGCUUAAUACACUGAUUGGUACAACAACCAAAGAUUUAGAUCUUAAUGAGCGUGUGAAAUAUGAAACUCUGAUCACCAUUCAUGUCCAUCAGAGAGACAUCUUCGAUGAGCUGUGUCGGUUGCAGAUAAAAUCUCCGACUGACUUUGAAUGGUUGAGACAAUGCAGGUUCUACUUCAAUGAAGAUGCUGAUAAAAUGCAGAUAGCAAUUACCGAUGUGGAUUUUACUUACCAAAAUGAGUUUUUGGGAUGCACUGAGAGACUAGUUAUCACUCCACUCACUGACAGAUGCUACAUCACAUUAGCACAGGCUAUUGGAAUGAAUAUGGGUGGUGCUCCCAUGGGCCCAGCUGGCACAGGAAAGACUGAAACUGUCAAAGACAUGGGCAAAUGCCUGGGCAAGUACGUGGUGGUCUUCAAUUGUUCGGACCAGAUGGACUUCCGAGGUCUUGGUCGAAUCUUCAAAGGACUGUCCCUGUCAGGUUCUUGGGGAUGCUUUGAUGAAUUUAAUCGGAUAGACUUGCCUGUGCUUUCAGUGGCUGCUCAGCAAAUCGCCAUUGUCCUGACUUGCAAGAAGGAACGCAGAAAGAGUUUUGUAUUCACAGACAAUGACACAUUAGAAAUGAACCCAGAGUUUGGUAUCUUUCUUACAAUGAAUCCAGGUUAUGCCGGGAGGCAGGAACUUCCCGAAAAUCUCAAGAUUAACUUUCGGUCAGUGGCAAUGAUGGUGCCUGAUCGUCAGAUCAUUAUCCGUGUCAAGCUGGCAAGCUGUGGAUUCAUAGACAAUGUCACCCUUGCUUGCAAGUUCUUUAUGCUUUACAAAUUGUGUGAGGAGCAGCUUUCCAAGCAGGUGCAUUAUGAUUUUGGACUCCGCAAUAUUUUGUCUGUUUUACGAACGCUCGGCGCCGUCAAGCGGGCCAGGCCUGAAGAUACUGAAUCUACGAUAGUUAUGGGAGUCCUUCGAGACAUGAACCUCUCCAAGCUGAUUGAUGAGGAUGAACCACUGUUCCUGAGCCUGAUAGAGGAUUUAUUUCCUGGCAUUCAGUUGGAUAAAGCCAGGUAUCCACAGUUUGAAGCAGCUAUUGACAAACAGGUAUUGGACGGAGGUCUAGUGAAACAUGUACCCUGGAAACUGAAGGUUAUUCAGUUAUUUGAAACUCAGCGUGUUCGACAUGGUAUGAUGACAUUGGGCCCAAGUGGUGCUGGAAAGACGACCUGCAUUCACACCCUCAUGAAGGCUAUGACAGAUUGUGGUCAGCCUCACAGAGAGAUGCGGAUGAACCCCAAGGCAAUUACAGCUGCUCAGAUGUUUGGCCGUUUAGAUGUAGCCACCAAUGACUGGACUGAUGGAAUAUUUUCAGUAUUGUGGAGAAAAACUCUUAGGGCCAAGAAAGGUGAAAGUAUUUGGCUGGUACUGGAUGGUCCUGUUGAUGCUAUUUGGAUAGAAAACCUUAAUUCUGUCCUUGAUGACAAUAAGACUCUCACUUUGGCAAAUGGAGAUCGUAUUCCAAUGGCCUCAAGUUGCAAGAUAGUUUUUGAGCCUCAUAACAUUGACAAUGCUUCUCCUGCUACUGUCUCCAGGAAUGGGAUGGUUUACAUGAGUUCCUCUGUACUUGACUGGAGGCCUAUUUUGGAGCGUUGGUUAAUGUUACGUUCACAACAUGAAGCUGAAAUUCUCAAGGAGUUGUAUGCAGCUGUGUUCCCAGAGCUUUAUCACUUUAGCAUACAGUCCUUAAAUCAAAAGAUGGAGAUGCUCGAAGCUUUUGUCAUUAUGCAGAGUAUUAAUAUGUUACAAGGUCUUCUACCACCCAAGGAGCAGACUGGUGAGAUCAACCGACAGAUACUGGAACGGUUAUUUACCUUUGGCCUCAUGUGGAGUGUUGGUGCCACUCUAGAGCUGGAUGAUAGAAGAAAGAUGGAAUAUUGGCUGAGAAAUCAUGCUUCUAUCAAAUUAGAUAUGCCGGAAAUUUCUUGCCUUGGUGAAGAAACAAUGUUUGACUACCUUGUGGACCCCAAUGGGAAUUGGUUACACUGGAGCAUGCAAGUAGAGGAGUACAUUUAUCCAGUAGAUACCAUUCCAGAAUAUGGAUCGAUCCUUGUGCCAAAUGUUGACAAUGUCAGGACUAAUUUUCUCAUUCAUAUUGUUGCUAAACAGCACAAGGGUGUACUUUUGACAGGUGAACAAGGAACUGCUAAGACCGUCAUCAUAAAAAGCUACCUGUCCAAAUAUAACACUGAGAGUCACCUGCCAAAAAGCCUUAAUUUUUCCUCAGCCACAACACCUCUAAUGUUUCAGAGAACUAUUGAAAGUUAUGUGGACAAAAGGAUGGGAAAUGUUUAUGGACCUCAAGCUGGAAAAACAAUGACUGUGUUUAUAGAUGAUAUAAACAUGCCUAUUAUUAAUGAGUGGGGUGAUCAGGUAACCAAUGAAAUUUUGAGGCAGCUGAUAGAACAGAGUGGGUUCUAUAACCUGGAGAAGCCAGGAGAGUUCACACAUAUUGUGGACAUGCAGUUUAUUGCUGCAAUGAUCCACCCUGGUGGAGGACGGAACGAUAUUCCUCAAAGGCUGAAGAGGCAUUUCUCCAUUUUUAACUGCACAUUGUCUUCAAACAUCUCCAUUGAUAAAGUCUUUGGAGUGAUUGCAGUGGGACAUUUCUGCAAGCAACGAGGGUUUACUGAGGAGGUUACGGGUUUGGCAGCUCAACUUGUUCCCAUCACACGCAAACUCUGGCAAAUUGUCAAAGUUAAAAUGCUUCCUACACCAGCCAAAUUUCAUUAUGUGUUCAAUUUACGGGACCUCUCCAGAAUCUGGCAAGGCAUGCUCAACACCACAGCAGAGGUCAUUCGUUGUAAAGAGAUUCUUCUGAAGCUCUGGCGACAUGAAUGUACCCGAGUGGUGGCUGAUCGCUUUACAAGUUCCGAGGACUGUGAAUGGUUCGAUAAAACGUUGAUGAAUGUUGCUGCUGAAGAAUUUGGGGAUGAAGUGAGGGAUGUCAUCAGUGCGGAGUCUGAAAACUUCUUUGUAGAUUUCUUGCGUGACCCACCCGAAGCCACAGGAGAGGAACCAGAGGACACAGAAUAUGAGAUGCCAAAAGUGUACGAGGCUGUCGAAUCUUUGGAGAUCUUGAAGGAGAGACUGAAUCUGUUCAUAUUCCUAUACAAUGAGACUGUACGUGGGGGGCACCUGGACUUGGUCUUCUUUGAGGAUGCCAUAAUUCACCUGGUCAAGAUAUCCCGCAUCAUACGAACACCUCGGGGUAAUGCCCUGCUUGUUGGUGUGGGUGGGUCAGGUAAACAGAGCCUUACAAGACUCACUUCAUUUAUUGCUGGGUACCAGACAUUUCAAAUCACACUUACCAGAUCAUACAGUACCUCAGACCUGUUGGAGGAUCUGAAGACUCUGUACAAAAUGGCUGGACAGGAGGGAAAUGGAGUAACCUUUAUUUUUACUGACAAUGAAAUCAAGGAUGAGGCUUUUCUGGAGUAUCUGAACAAUGUUCUCUCCUCUGGAGAGGUUUCAAACCUGUUUAAUCGAGAUGAAAUGGAUGAAGUUUGCAAUGAUCUUGCACUUGCAAUGAAGCAGCAGUUUCCAAGGCGACCUCCAACCAAUGAAAACCUGUAUGAUUAUUUUAUGAGCCGAGUGAGGCAGAACUUGCACGUGGUGCUUUGUUUUUCACCAGUUGGAGAAAAAUUCCGAAAUCGAGCGUUGAAAUUCCCAGCACUGAUUUCUGGAUGUACCAUGGAUUGGUUUAGUCGUUGGCCAAAGGAUGCUCUCAUUGCAGUAUCUGAACACUUCUUGUCCUCAUUUGAGAUUGAUUGCAGUCUGGAGGUGAAGCAGCAAGUGGUGAAGUGCAUGGGUACUUUCCAAGAUGGUGUAGCAGAGAAAUGUGUGUUGUACUUUGAAAGGUAUCGGCGUUCGACCCAUGUUACACCCAAGUCCUAUCUGUCCUUCAUUCAGAGCUAUAAAGCAGUGUACCAGGAAAAGCGGUCAGAGCUGCAGACAAUGGCAGAAAGAAUGAAGACCGGUUUGCAGAAGUUGAAGGAAGCCUCGGAGUCUGUUGUGGCCCUUAGCAAAGAACUAGAAAUAAAAGAAAAAGAGCUUAAAAUAGCCAAUGUCAAGGCUGACAUGGUUCUCAAAGUGGUAACCGUGAAGGCUCAGGCCUCAGAGAGAGUGAGAAUGGAAGUACAAAAGGUCAAAGACAGAGCCCAGGUGAUUGUGGACGGCAUAUCUGCAGAUAAGGCAGUGGCUGAGCAAAAACUUGAAGCUGCCAGACCUGCAAUGGAGGAAGCUGAGGCUGCCCUGCAGACAAUUAAACCAGCUGACAUAACCUUAGUGCGAACACUUGGACGGCCCCCUCAUUUGAUCAUGAGGAUAAUGGACUGUGUGCUGCUGCUGUUGCAAAGGAAGUUAAACCCAGUAAAACUUGAUGUGGAGAGGAACUGCAUUACACCAUCAUGGCAGGAGUCACUGAAGCUUAUGGCAGGAAACCCUCUACAAGCAUUACAGCUAUUUCCUAAAGACACCAUCAAUGAGGAGACGGUUGAACUGCUCUGUCCCUAUUUUCAAAUGCCAGAUUAUAACAUUGAUGUGGCCAGACGUGUUUGUGGUAAUGUUGCUGGUCUUUGCUCCUGGACUCGAGCCAUGGCCUACUUCCAUGGGAUAAAUAAAGAAGUCUUGCCACUAAAGGCAAACCUUACUGUACAGGAAAGUCGCCUGGCUAUUGCCCUGGAGGAUCUGAAGAAAGCUCAGUGUGAGCUUGAUGCCAGACAGGCUGAGCUUGAUACUGUGCAGAUGGAAUAUGAGCAAGCAAUGAGAGAGAAACAGACAUUACUAGAGGAUGCUGAGCGAUGCCGGCAGAAGAUGCAAAUGGCUUCAAGUCUGAUUGAUGGUCUGUCAAAUGAGAAAGAACGUUGGACUGAGCAAGGCAAAGAAUUUGCUGCUGAGGAGAAAAGACUUGUGGGUAAUGUUCUGCUGGCUACAGCCUUUCUGUCCUACUCUGGUCCUUUUAACCAGGAAUUCAGAAACCAAUUGUUGAACAAAUGGCAGCAAGAAAUAAUAUCACAUAAUAUUCCAUUCACCUCAAAUCUAAAUGUCUCAGAGAUGCUCGUUGAUGGGCCCACAGUUGGAGAGUGGAAUUUGCAAGGCCUCCCUAAUGAUGAUCUCUCAAUACAAAAUGGAAUCAUUGUUGCAAAGGCAGCUCGUUACCCUCUUUUGAUUGAUCCUCAGGCUCAGGGGAAGACCUGGAUAAAGAACAAAGAAGCUAAAAAUGAACUUCAGGUAACAUCACUGAAUCAUAAAUAUUUUAGAAAUCAUUUGGAGGACUGCCUUUCACUUGGAAGACCGUUAUUAAUUGAAGAUGUUGGAGAAGAAUUGGACCCAGCACUGGACAAUGUGUUGGAAAAAAAAUUCAUCAAAACUGGCUCUACAUAUAAGGUGAAAAUAGGAGACAAGGAGUUAGAGGUCAUGAAUGGUUUCAGAUUACACAUCACCUCAAAAUUGGCCAAUCCUGCUUAUACUCCUGAAAUAAGUGCCCACACUUCAGUUAUUGACUUCACUGUCACCAUUAAAGGUCUGGAGGAACAACUGUUGGGACGAACCAUUCUCACUGAGAAGCAGGAACUGGAGAGGGAGAGAACAAACCUGAUGGAGGAUGUGACUGCAAAUAAACGGAAGAUGAAGGAGUUAGAAGAUAACCUCCUUUAUCGUUUAACAACCACCCAGGGUUCCCUGGUCGAUGACGAGAGCCUGAUUACAGUGCUUCGAAAUACCAAGCAGACAUCUGAAGAGGUAACAGAGAAGUUGAAGACAGCAGCUGAGACAGAAAUGCAAAUAAACAGUGCUCGAGAGGAGUACAGGCCAGUUGCUACAAGAGGCAGCAUUCUUUACUUCCUGGUUGUUGAGAUGAGCAUGGUGAAUGUGAUGUAUCAGACAUCACUGAGGCAAUUCCUUGGGAUCUUUGACCUAUCAUUAGUCAGAUCCAUCAGAAGUCCGUUCACCAGCAAGAGAAUAGUGAGCAUCAUUGAUUAUAUGACAUAUGAGGUCUAUGCAUACACAGCUCGUGGAUUGUAUGAACAACACAAAUUCCUUUUCACGCUUCUGCUCACAUUGAAAAUUGACAUGCAGUGCCACAAGGUUAAACAUGAAGAAUUUUUUACUCUCAUUAAAGGUGGUGCCUCUCUGGACCUCAAAACUUGUCCCCAUAAACCCGCCAAAUGGAUUCUUGACAUGACUUGGCUGAAUCUGGUUGAACUUAGUAAACUUCAUCAGUUCAGAGACAUCCUUGUCCAGAUUGGUCGAAAUGAGAAGCAGUGGAAGAGCUGGUUUGAUAAAGAUGCCCCAGAAGAGGAAGUGUUUAUGCCUGAUGGUUACCAUGAAUCCCUGGACUGCUUUCGCAAACUCUUAUUAGUCCGAUCUUGGUGUCCUGACAGAACAAUUGCACAGGCUCGUAAAUAUAUCAUGGACUCUAUGGGCAAGAGGUACGUGGAAGGUGUCAUCCUGGAUCUUGAAAAGAGCUGGGAGGAAUCUGACCCCAGGACCCCUCUCAUCUGUUUCCUCUCCAUGGGAUCUGAUCCUACAGACCGCAUUGUUGCCCUUGGAAAGAGAUUGAAAAUUGAGACUCGCAAUGUGUCCAUGGGCCAGGGCCAAGAGACACAUGCACGCAGAUUGCUGCAGCAGACCAUGUCAAGUGGAGGUUGGGCUUUACUGCAGAAUUGCCACCUCGGACUGGAUUUCAUGGACGAAUUGAUGGAUACAAUUACAGAAACUGAGACGAUUCAGGACUCAUUCCGACUGUGGAUAACUACUGAGGUCCACAAGCAGUUCCCUAUUACUUUGCUGCAAAUGUCGAUAAAGUUUACCUAUGAACCACCGCAAGGAUUAAAAGCUGGACUGAAACGCACUUAUUCAGGUAUCACCCAAGACCAACUUGAGGUCAGUGACAUGCCGCACUGGAAAUUCAUGCUGUAUGCAGUCGCUUUCCUUCAUUCCACCGUGCAAGAAAGACGCAAGUUUGGACCUCUUGGGUGGAACAUCCCUUAUGAGUUCAACCAAGCUGACUUAAAUGCCACAAUCCAGUUUGUUCAAAACCACCUUGAUGAUCUGGAUGGAAAAAAGGGUGUGUCAUGGAACACAAUUCACUACAUGAUUGGAGAGAUCCAGUAUGGAGGACGUGUCACAGAUGAUUACGACAAGCGACUUUUGAACACAUUUGCUAAAGUGUGGUUCAGUGAAAACAUGUUCAAACCAGACUUCUGCUUUUAUAAGGAUUACACCAUACCGAACUGCACUACACCAGAACAAUAUAUACAGCACAUUCAGAGCCUACCAGCGUACGACACACCAGAGGUCUUCGGCCUUCACCCGAAUGCUGAUAUCACUUAUCAAAGCAAACUUGCUCAAGGUGUCCUUGAUAUAAUUCUUAACAUCCAGCCAAAGGACAGCUCAGCAGGGGACGGAGAAACACGGGAGGCUGUCGUUUCCCAUAUAGCUGAUGAUAUAUUAAUGAAAUUACCUCCUAAUUACAUAGCUUAUGAAGUUAAAAACAGGUUGGCAAAGAUGGGUGCUAUUCAGCCAAUGAAUAUCUUCCUUCAUCAGGAAAUUGAUCGAAUGCAGAAAGUCAUUUCAUUGGUGCGCAGCACAUUAAUGGAUCUGAAACUGGCCAUCGAUGGUACAAUUAUUAUGACUGAAAACUUGCGCGAUGCACUAAACUGCAUGCACGAUGCUCGUAUACCAGCUAGGUGGCUAAAGGCAUCUUGGGCCUCAAGUACUCUGGGAUUCUGGUUCACCGAAUUAUUGGAAAGGGAUCGUCAGUUCCACUCUUGGAUAUUUGAAGGGAGGCCAAAUUGCUUUUGGAUGACAGGUUUCUUCAAUCCUCAAGGCUUUCUUACAGCUAUGAGACAGGAAGUUACACGAAUUCAUAAGGGCUGGGCUCUGGACAGCGUAGUGCUUCACAGUGAUGUCACUAGAUUAUCAAAGGAAGAUAUUAUAAACUCUCCUCCUGAGGGAGUCUACAUCUUUGGCCUGUAUCUAGAAGGUGCCGGAUGGGAUCGGCGCAACCACAGAUUGACAGAAUCCAAACCAAAAGUUCUGUUUGAAAUGUUGCCCAUAAUUCAUAUCUCUGCUAUAAACCACCAUGGUAAAGAUAUACGGGUGUAUUCCUGUCCUGUGUAUAAAAAGCCAUUAAGAACAGAUCUGAAUUACAUUGCUGCUGUUGACUUGAGAACAAGCCGGCCUCCUGAUCACUGGGUACUGAGGGGUGUUGCAUUGCUCUGUGAUGUGAAAUAGGAUAUUUACUUGAUGAUCGAAUCAUGGUAAAGAUCCAGAACGAGCAUGAAAAUGAAGAGGAAACAACGUUGAUCAGAAAUUAACAAUGGUAUACUAAUUAUGUUCCAGUUGACUAUUACUCAAUUUCAGUGAAAGAAAUCUCACCAUGUGCUGUGACACAAAAGAAAGUUCUUGGCCUUCCUUUAGCAGUCAUUAGUAGUUAUCUGGCCGAGUAAAGUUCAAACUAACAACUUAUGAUUGUGCAGCAAAAGCCACAGAUCUGCUGUCACAUGAUCAGAAAGUCUCAAACAGAUAGUUACUCUGUGAACUUUACUUGUAAAAUAAUAAUGAUGUUGUUGAAUCUAUUUGUGUUACAUAGCAGUUUUAUAAUUAUUUUGUUUGUUUAUCCUGAGAGCUGUGUGGCAUGGCAGAUUUGAAUAUAGUCUAUGCUUCCAUGCUUAACAGAAAUAUGAUACACACUUGCAAAAAUGCUGAUUUGCUCAUACAUUCAAGUGCUACAGAUGCAACAAAUAAGCUCACAAAACUACAGUGUUGCUGACUGCUGCAGAGUCAGCAUUAUUUGAGCUUUAUCUGAUUGGGUACAAGUGAAGGACUCUACUUUCACUUGAUCUCUUCAUUAUUUUGCUUUCUGCAAGUUGGGAAGUAGAAUGUGGAGAACCUGUAGGUGUCUGAUUGGGAAUUAUCAGUUUCAAUGUACAUAAUUACUGGUUAGCAAUUAUUUUAAAUGGAAGUUAUGGAGAGGAAUUAUACAGUA